AUGAAUUGGCCAUCCAAAAGUGUUGAAGUGAUUACCGAAGGAAACGAAAAUGAACCAUCAACUUCAUGUAUUAUAAAGGACAAACUUGUUCCAUCCUAUACGUACAGUAGUUGGAAAAGGUUGCGUGAUGUUUGUCGUGCAUUACAAGAAACGCAGGAAAUAGCUUUGCUCCAACGGGAGAAAUUGGAUGUAUUGUUGGCAAAUGAGAAGGAAUGCCGUGAGCUGGCUGAGCGAGUGCAGUGCGAACAAGUUGAGCUGCAAGCGUUACGAGAUUAUGUGGAAAGACAGAAAUGUCGUAUAAUGACGUGUCGCAUGAAAUUGGUUCAUUUUAAUGACGAGAAGUUUCAGAAAGGCAUCUAA
Molecule: messenger RNA, 360 nt
Organism: Cercopithifilaria johnstoni
Lineage: Eukaryota; Metazoa; Nematoda; Chromadorea; Rhabditida; Onchocercidae
Source: the annotation of a GenBank genome assembly